UUUGCCAUUAGCAGCUUCCACCACCAUCCAGUUCUCAAGCUUUCUUGUUGAAGAGCCAUAUGGUAUACAGAGGCUGACCAAGUUAGCAAGUUCAAUACUUCGGAACUUGGUGUUUCUCAACUUUUGGUAAUUUCUCAGUAACUGGUAAUAUGAUUUCUCUUCGUGGACAUUUCUGCAAGUGUAGUUGCAUGCUCAGAAACCUCAAUACCAAACUCUUUUAUGAAAACCCUUUUCAUCAAUACUUGCCUAAGCUGAAGAGCAUGGAUGCUCAUUCCUAUAGUUUGAAUCCCAUUAAUAGUACUCUGAGGCCAGUACACUCUUUGACUCAACCCCACUUUGACAUAGUACCCAAAGUUGCUUCCACUGGAUUUCUUGGUAUUUAUGAGCAAUUUUCAUUGCAUAAGUUUUACUCAUCCCCAUCUCGAUCUUUUAGAAGAAGAGAAAAUAAAAGAUUAGAAUCCAGUAGAAAACCAACUCUUAAUCAAGCCCAAUUCCAAAAGUCUGUGUCCCAGUUGUUGCCUAGAUUUACGCCUGAAGAACUGGGUGAUAUUAUAACUAAGCAAGAAGAUCCUCUUGUGUGUUUAGAGUUGUUCAAUUGGGCAUCCCAACAGUUGCGGUUCAAACAUGAUGUUAACAGUUAUCACAUUACAAUAAAGAAACUUGGUGUGGCUAAGAUGUACGAAGAGAUGGAUGACGUCGUCAACCAAGUGCUUGCUAUGUCUCACAUGGGUUCCGAGGCGCUGUUUAAUUCGAUUAUAUACUUUUUCACAGAAGCUCGGAAGUUGACUAGAGCUGUCAAUAUAUUUAAACACAUGAAGAAUAGUAGAAACACGGACUGCAGACCUUCAGUUAGGACAUACAAUAUUCUCUUUACUGCCUUUUUGAGUAGGGGAUGUAAUACCUACAUAAAUCACAUGUAUAUGGAAACCAUUAGAUGUCUGUUUAGGCAAAUGGUGAACGAUGGGAUUGAACCUGAUAUUUAUACUUUGAAUUCUAUGAUUAAGGGGUAUGUUCUUUCCCUACAUGUGAAUGAUGCACUUAGAGUAUUCCAUCAGAUGGGUGUGGUCUAUAACUGCCUGCCAAACACAUUUUCCUAUGAUUAUCUCAUCCAUGGAUUAUGUGCUCAAGGCCGAACAAACAAUGCUAAGCAGUUGUGCGAUGAAAUGAAGACUAAAGGGUUCAUUCUGAGUAGUAAAUCUUACAACUCACUUGUGAAUGCUUUGGCUCUUAGUGGAGAGAUUGAGGAGGCAGUGAAGUAUUUGUGGGAGAUGGUUGAGAAGCGGAGGUCAACUGAAUUCAUUACUUAUAAGACGGUACUUGAUGAAUUCUGCAGACAAGGACUGGUUGGACAAGCAAUGAAGUUGCUAAAAGAGUUUCAAGAGAAAGACAUUGUGAGCGGGCAUGCUUACAGGAAGCUCCGAUAUGUGCUUGAAGAUGACUAUGGAGAUUCUGUUUCCCAUACUCGAUUGAGAUAAACGAAGUCUAAUGGUUACACACUUGUGCAAUGCAUCAUUGGAUAUAGUUUUAUGAUCACUAAGAAGGUUGCCAUUUGGUUGAAAAUCAUUCUUUGGGAAUAUUACAGCUUAACCCACACUCCGACGAUGCUGUUAACAAAUCAGCACAGCUGUUGCUGCCAAGCAUGUAUUCAGCCACCCCUCUUCCACUUGCACAUGCCCAUGUGACAUCAUCCUUCCUUGUCCAAGUCAACACCAGGUCUUUUAUCCAAUUGCUCGAAGAGCACCACCAGACAUCUGUUCGAUUCCGUGGAAUGACUGAGAAUGUGAAAAAUGUUGCAAUGAAGAAGAUGGCAUGUGCAGCUGAGUAAUGGUGGAAGCAGUGAAUGGUGGGGUGAAGGUGUUGUUUAUAAACAAGAAGCGAAUUGAGCUUGAAAUCCUAGCAUUGGCUGCCACCCUUUCACGCUUCAUCAAGUAGACUGAUCAGCGGCUGUCAGUCACCCAUUCUAUGAACACUGUCAUGAAGGGUAAAGCAACCAGAUCAUCAUCACCUCAUAGAACUUGGGGCAAGGAUGAAUCUGAUGAGCUUCCGAGCGAGGUGCAUGUAGUGCUGGUUAUUUCAGAUCUCCUAUCCAAGAUGCGAUGGGGUUGGGCUGCUGUGCGUGCCUAAUUAAAAUAUGGGGUACGGUUAUAAUUAUAUGUGAUGCGUGAUGAAAAUGUGCCCAAGUUUUGGAGCUGUACAUGUUUUGUUCUAUCAAGAUGCAUGAGUUUUACAUAAUGUAACGAGGUACUUUGUAUUAAUUGGAAAUAAUACUUAAACAAAGAUCAAUAAGAUCUUGUAAUACCCCUGUGAAAUUGAUGGAUUACUCGGACUGUACAAAAUUGUGAUAUAACAAUAGAACAAGC
This is a messenger RNA of Fragaria vesca subsp. vesca, 2360 nucleotides long. Its product is annotated as pentatricopeptide repeat-containing protein At2g27800, mitochondrial-like. Lineage: Eukaryota; Viridiplantae; Streptophyta; Magnoliopsida; Rosales; Rosaceae. The transcript has 5 exons. Bases 150 to 1475 code for a protein of 441 amino acids. Gene Ontology annotation, molecular function: protein binding. The record is from RefSeq and is a predicted model, not a curated record.